AUGAAGCUCUCAGACUACCAGGAUCGGUUUCCUGGCGUGAAAUUUAGCCGGCAAGAUGGCAUUCUUCAAGUUACCAUCCAUUUCAACGACGGUCCUGCCGCAUGGGGGCCGAGUGAUGGCGGCUUACACACCCAGCUGGGCGAGGCAUUCCAUUGCAUCGCCCACGACGAGGAAAAUCGAAUCGUCAUCCUUAGCGGGACUGGCGACACCUUUUUGACUGAGUGGGAGCCAGGGGAGGGACCGUCCAACGGGGGCACGACCAGCUUCUGGCACCGAAUCUAUCGCGAAGGAAAGGACCUUUUGCAAAAUCUGCUUAGCAUUGAGGUUCCGAUGAUUGCGGCGGUUAAUGGGCCGGUGCACAUCCAUGCGGAAAUACCUACCCUCUGCGAUCUCGUGGUCGCGUCUGAGAUGGCAACCUUCGCUGACAAACCGCACUUUGUUAGCGGCCAGGUCCCGGGAGAUGGUGCCCAUGUCUGGUGGCCGAUGCUUCUCGGGCCCAAUCGCGGCCGCUCUUUCCUGCUCACGGGAGAAGAAAUUGGUGCGGCCGAAGGAAAAGUUCUUGGAUUCGUGGCCGAAGUCGUGCCCAAGGACCAAGUGUUGAGCCGGGCUUGGGAAGUGGCCCGGAAUAUGUUGAAGCUGCCGGACAAGACGUUGAAGUACACGCGCAUCGCCUUAACGUUGCACAUCAAACGCCGGUUGUUGGAUGAUCUCGGCUAUGGAUUGCAGCUCGAGGGCCUGUCGAUGAUCUCACAGUUCGAGCAAUUGCGAUCGCAAGGUAAAAUGUAA
Cladophialophora psammophila CBS 110553 is the source of this 786-nucleotide messenger RNA. RefSeq names its product enoyl-CoA hydratase. The transcript has a single exon. The record is from RefSeq and is a predicted model, not a curated record. The coding region runs from base 1 to 786 and encodes 261 amino acids. NCBI's taxonomy places the organism in Eukaryota, Fungi, Ascomycota, Eurotiomycetes, Chaetothyriales, Herpotrichiellaceae.